AUGAAGGUCGCUCGUGUCGCGAUAUUGCCGCUGCACGCGCCGCGUGCGCUUCACUCGAGCUCGAUCGACGAACUGAACUCGGGCCGCGCGCGCUCGUGUUCGUUGCCGCGCGAGCCUCCCCUUAAGAGUGAAAGUCUGCAAAAAGAUCGGUGCUCCGUGCGAUACAAUCACUUGGGCGACGGCGAGGCGCGCGCCAAGGGAAUAUCACCUCUAUGCGUCGACGAAGCCCAUCGGUCUGAGCUUCAGUGCGAGCCUCGGCGCGCUUCGAACUCCGGUCCCCGAGGUCAUUGCCGCGCCUUCGGUGGACCAAUGAGGAGCGCGCUCAGACGAGCGCGGCCAGCCAUUGGAGGGCCGCGGAGACCUCGCCCCGCUCGCCUCGCCGCGCGCGCGAGUUCGAAGACCCGAACCUUGCGGGCGCUCCGCGGCCAAGGUCGCGCGAGAGCGGUGCCGACUGAGAGCGCGGCCGCGCGUUCGAGCAGGACACAGCAACACGGUUGCGUCACACUACGAAAAUAUUUUCGG
Molecule: messenger RNA, 522 nt
Organism: Iphiclides podalirius (scarce swallowtail)
Lineage: Eukaryota; Metazoa; Arthropoda; Insecta; Lepidoptera; Papilionidae
Source: the annotation of a GenBank genome assembly